AUUGGAAGAAAAAUACUUUGACUUUUGCUUUGGAGGACCAGAACCCGCCCACUUUUCCAAGUCAGACACGGUCUGAGUCUGACGGUGUCGUCUGUUCACACUGGGGAUUCUUGUGCGGUGCUCCCUCUGCACCUCACAGCUGACGCCGAAACCGGGCGAGGAUUCUUUGGUUCCAGCCUCUCUCGUUUUCGGGACGAAACUUUGACUCUUCAUUUUGGCAAACGUAUGUUUUCGUUUCCUCCUUGUCUUCCAAACGAUCGUUUGCAUGCAGGAAGUUUCCGCUGCUCUCUUUUGAGGUGGUCACCUCGCUGUCUUCGGCAGCCUAACCCGUAGCGAAAGAUUUACGGAGACUGGCGACUCUCUGGCGACUACAAAUCCCUUUUGAAUCUUUCUCUUCGUCAACAAAUUGCGGAGCCGGAUUCUCCCGACCCCUCUCUGGCGUUGGUUUUUCCACUGAUCGAUCUGGCAUUUACCGGAGGCGGGACAGCCCCGGAGGGAGGUCCUCCUCUAAAGUUCAGUGCAAACAUGGAGGCUGUUAGCAGUUCUUCUGACGGACUACCAACGAAGAGGAAAGAGACUCAUGCAGAAGAGUCGGACCCUCCACCCGAGCCACCGACCAAAAAGAUGAAACGCGAACGUGAAACCUCGUCGGACCCGAACGAGUGGGGCCGCCCCAUCAGAGUGUACGCUGAUGGCGUCUAUGAUCUUCUGCAUCUGGGCCACAUGCGCCAGCUGGAGCAGGCGAAAAAACUUUUCAAAAAUGUCCACCUCAUUGCCGGAGUGGCGUCCGAUGAAGACACGCACCGACUGAAGGGUCAGACUGUUCAAACGAUGACUGAACGAGCCGAGACGCUGCGCCACAUCAAGUGGGUCGACGAAGUCAUCGCUCCGUGCCCUUGGAUUCUCACACCAGAGUUCAUCGAGGAGCACAAGAUCGACUUUGUCGCUCAUGAUGCAGAGCCAUACCAGGCAGUGCAGAAAUCAAAAGACAAGGACAAAAAGGAGCGUGGAGAGAGAAAGAAGAAGAAGACUGCGCCUGCAGAUGACGACAUCUACGGCUGGCUGAAAGAAGCGGGAAAAUUCAAGGCAACAAAACGGACGGCAGGUGUCUCAACGACUGACUUGAUUGUCAGGAUUUUGCAGAACUACGAAGACUACGUAGACCGGUCUCUUCAGAGGGGUGUCACACCUAAGGAUAUGAAUAUCGGGUUUACCACGGCAAAUGCCAUCAAGAUGAAGAAGAACAUGCAGCGUUGGGGCGAAAAAGUUUCCGACGAGUUGACCAAGGUUACCUUGACAGACAGACCACUUGGAGUCAACUUCGAUGAGAGCGUGGAGAAGCUACGGAAUAGCAUACACGAGAAAUACGACUCUUGGCGGGCACACUCCCACAAGUUUCUCAAGGGAUUCGCGAGGACGUUCGAGCCGAUGAAAUCCUUCAUUGGCCUCCAUCAUAAAAGCCCGCGCCACACAAGCGAUGAAGAGGACGGAGCAGCAUCUGACGCAUCACAGUAAACGAGAACGUCACCAAUGUGACGUUUCGGCAGUUGUUCACAAGAGGCGCCGAGGAGUGCCAUGGUGGAGGGUUCAUCUACCCUUCGCGGUGUUCGUAGCGUUGGUGCCCUUUGUUUGUUGUGUCAAUCGUCUGUGAACGUAUUCGCUUCAAUGUAUUCCUUCGGAGACAGGUUAUAAAACAGCGGGGAGCCCCAGGAGGUGCACGCUAGGACUGUUGGGGAGGGGGAGUGACCCGAGCCCAGCCAUGCGGACCGGACAAUCCCACCCGCUUCAUAAACCAGUUUUUAACUUGCCUGUCGUAUUUAUGCGUCUCUGUCAUCAACCAUGUAUUACUGCAUUUCCUGCUCGGUAGGUGCGCGUUUCUCGCUCACGCUUUCAACUCUAGUUCAGGUCAGCUGACGCUGUCGAAUGGUCAGUAUCCUAGGUGGAGGGUUCUUCCGGGUAACGAUCAUGCACUGAUGUCGUAGAUAUUCUUGAUUGUUGCUGUUCUCGAGUAGUGAUGCCCAUAAAUGCUCGAGGAAGCACUUCUGUUAUGUGAGUUUUUAGCAUUUAGUAACGGAACAACACCAUCACGCACCGAGGAAGCUCUGAACUCUGAUGUGUGUGAUCCUCUCCCCGUGGCAGACGUAAUGUCUACGCUUUCAUGGAGCCAGC
Messenger RNA from Toxoplasma gondii ME49, 2169 nucleotides. RefSeq names its product cholinephosphate cytidylyltransferase. NCBI's taxonomy places the organism in Eukaryota, Apicomplexa, Conoidasida, Eucoccidiorida, Sarcocystidae. The coding region runs from base 526 to 1515 and encodes 329 amino acids. The record is from RefSeq and is a predicted model, not a curated record. Gene Ontology annotation, molecular function: phosphatidylcholine binding; choline-phosphate cytidylyltransferase activity. Gene Ontology annotation, biological process: CDP-choline pathway. The transcript is spliced from 9 exons.